CCUUUCUCUUCGUCCCAAUUGGAGCUUAGCUUGCAGAGAUUUCUGGGCACAAACCGUCGCGUCGGGGGAAAUACGAAAAGCAGAAGCAACAGCAGCAGCAGUAGCAGCGACAGCGUCCAGCGGAGACAACAAUAAAAGCCUAUAAUUUUAUGAAUGUACAUUGUACAAAUCGGAUGCUAGCGAACGUGUGUGUGCCUGUGAGUGCGUCGGUCAGUUUGAGUGUGUAUUUGUGUGUUCAUUCAUUGAAAACGCGGCGGCAAGAACAACAAUAAAUAAAAAAUGCAAUCGCCGCAGUCGCAGUCAACGUAAACAGAAGCAGCAGCAGCAGUAGCAGCCGCAGCAGAGGCAGAAAACAGUAGCAGCAUCCAAAAGAGAGAUCAUUUCAUAUGCGAAUCGAAACUCGAAGAGCGCGCAUCAAAGUCAAAUUCAAACGAAGGAAGAACGAAGAAGAAGAAGCUGCAAAAGAAAGAAGAAUUGUUUUGUGUGGACAAUAAAAGGCCGUAGUACCGCAGCGACCAGAACGUAAUUGAAAUCAAAUUACAGGCGGGCAAAAAUAAUAAGAACAAAAAAAGAGAAGCUAACGCAAAAGAAGCGAUAAAAAAGAAAUUAUGCCCCAUUGUGCGAUUGUGUGAAAAGGUCAAGUGCCCAGAAGGCGCAUACGAGAGUUAGGCGAAGCAGGAGGAGCAGGCGGCAGCAGGAGCUUCCAGAGAGUAGAAGUGGCAGCCGUUACAUUUCGGUUAAUAGGCAAGACGCAAGCUCACACGACGAAUGAACUCAUAAAAGGGCCCGGCAGAGCGAGCGAGACAAGAACAUCAAAGCACUAAAAGAAGCAGUGGCAAAAGAAGAAGAAGAGCAGGCCAAGCCCAAAUGACCGCAAGAAUACCGUUAAUUCGAAUAGCUUCUGCGGUAAUCUUGCACCAGUUACGAUCGUUUAUUUAGUCUUCGCGCUCUUCUUCGAGAGCGAGAGCUAGAGCGGAAGAGAGUCGAAGAGAGCGGGGGAAACUUUCUUCUUUCCUCGCGCGCGCACAUACAAUACAUACAGACAAAGCAGUGAACUUCAGCCGCGCCGCCCAAGUUUGCUACUAUUUCAAUUGUUAACGAGCGAAAGCGCCGCCGUCACGCACAACAACAGCAAUAGCAGCAUCUACAGCUAAAUAGCAGGAAAGUGCAGCAGACAGUGAAAAUGUACCAAUCGCAGCAGCAGCCGGAGUCCCCCGCCCAAACCCAUGCGCAGGCGCUAGCCCAGAGAUUUGGCCAGCCUCAAAGCCAGGCCAAGAUCAAGAGUGGCAACCACAGCCACAGACUCCACAGCAAGCGCCAGCUGUUUGGCGCACUGCUGGCCGUCUUUAUGUUGGCGGCGGCGUCAACCACUAAUGGCGCUGUUACAGACUCCCCCAUCAAGAUCAUUCGGCUGCCGGCACAGGCACCCGUGAUCCGGUACCGCAGUGCAGAUGCAGCGCCGGAUUCGCUGUUGAUCAACUACCGCCAAGAUCCACAACCGGAGUUAUCUUCCACAUUGAUGCAGGCUCCCGGGGCGGCGGCUGCUGCACUGGAGUCACUGCUGCGCGAGGAGACGGAACAACAGCAGCAGGCACAGAUGGGCAGACGGAAUAGGGCCAGUGCCGGCAGCACUGGAAACUGUCCGCGAUCGUGUCCACCAAGCUUGACUGUGGGAGCAGAACCUGUGUGCGGCAGCGAUGGCCUGAUCUACGCUAAUCUCUGUGAGCUGCGCAAGAAGACUUGUUCAAGGAGCGGCGUCUCCCUGAUCAAGGAUGUCCGUGAUGGUUGCGAGCGUUCGAAGGGGUCGGACUGCAAGCACCGUUGCAGCACGGAGAAGGAUCCGGUUUGCGGCACUGAUGGACGCACCUAUCUGAAUCGCUGCAUGCUCCGGGUGCAGUCCUGCCGCGUGGGCUUGGCGGCAGUGAAGCUAUCCCACGUGGGUCCUUGCAGCAACACGAGUGCCGUGCGCGAAUCCUGUCCGGUGGAUUGCAACAGUGCCCCGAAGGACGGACCUGUAUGUGCCUCCGAUGGCAAUGUGUACAACUCGACGUGCGAAAUGAAGCUGCAUACGUGCGGUCAGGGUGUGGUGAAGACCAGCCGGAAACACUGCCAGUCGACGAGAAUGUGCCGCGAGUCCUGCUGGCGUGUGGCCAGGCCCACCUGCGGUUCCGAUGGGCGACUCUAUGCCAGUCCCUGCAAGAUGCGUUCCUCCAACUGUGGAAAGCACGUUUUCGAAGUGCCGCUCUCCUUCUGUAUGCCGCAGGAGCGGCAUGGCAGUGCCGCCGAUGCCUGUCCCACCGAAUGUCCCAAGGCGGAGGCAGAUGCUCCGUCGCAGUAUGUGUGCGGCAGUGAUGGCAACAUUUACUCCUCGCUCUGUGAGCUCAAGAUGCUGAACUGUGGCCCUCAGCGGAAGUCCAUACAGAAGGUGAGCAUGGACAAGUGCAAGAAUCGCUUGACUCGCUGCAAGCAAUUGCCGCCCUGCAAGGACUUCAACAGCCUGUUUGGCUCCAUCUUCAGCUCGAAGCGGAACGACAAGCUCUGCGGCACAGAUGCCAAGACCUACAACAAUGAGUGCGAGCUGGCCCAUGCCACCUGUCUACGCGGCGUGAACCUGGCUCAUAUUGGACCCUGCACGGAUCUUAAUUCGCCCGCCAAGGAUUGCGGUGAUGCCUGUACGCGGGCGGACCUGGAGCAGCAGCCGGUGUGCGGAUCGGACGGCAACACCUUCGCCUCCAUGUGCGAGUUCAAGAGGCGCACUUGCAACAUGCGUGUGGUUGCCGUUUCCCUGAAGAACUGCGCCCUGACCGCCGAUUGUGAGUCGGAUUGCGAUGCUCAGCCGCCGAGUUUUGUGUGUGGAUCGGACAAUAACCUAUACAAGUCCGAGUGCCACAUGCGCAAGGAGAACUGCGGCAAGCAUGUGUUUGUUGUGCCUCUGAAGCGAUGCCUGGCCGCCUUCCAGCUGAAGGGAUGCGCUCGCAUCUGUCCGCGGGAGUUCGAGCCUGUGUGUGGCAGCGACAACAAGACGUAUUUGAACGACUGCUUCCUGGAGAUCGAGAACUGCAGGGCGAACCAGACGGUGAACAUCAACUACUACGGCGCCUGUGGCCGCCCCGAGGCACCGUCCACGAACUUCCUCUACUAGGAUGUGUGCAUG
Molecule: messenger RNA, 3154 nt
Organism: Drosophila serrata
Lineage: Eukaryota; Metazoa; Arthropoda; Insecta; Diptera; Drosophilidae
Product: agrin
Biological process (GO): multicellular organism development; cell differentiation
Cellular component (GO): extracellular region
Molecular function (GO): protein binding
Source: RefSeq, a predicted model, not a curated record